AUGGCUUAUUCAACUAAACUCUGUCUUCCUCUUCAAACACCAUGUUUUGUUCCAAAGACAGUAAGAUCAAGGACUUUGAUGCUUCAACAGAGUCAAAUUCAAGUUAAAGUCAAGCAAGUCACAAUUUCACAGCCUCAGCCGAUAAGAUACUCCACCAAGAACACUGUAUUUGAAGAUCCGAUACAAGGGAUCAUAUGUUACACGGAUGACAAUGGAGAGGUUAUAUGUGAAGGGUACGAUGAAGGUCCUCGUUGUCCCCAAGAGUGUCCAAUGGUAGCUUCUUACUCAAGAGAACUAGAGAUUCUUGAUCUUCUGCAAAGAAGUUAUCAGGACUUGAGAGAUGCAGAGAAGGAUGAUGGUCAAAGACAGGAAAUUGCUUCACAACAACAGUUAAUGAUGAUAAAGUGGAGCAGCUUUGACUUCCUCUAA
Messenger RNA from Thlaspi arvense, 429 nucleotides. The record is from the annotation of a GenBank genome assembly. Lineage: Eukaryota; Viridiplantae; Streptophyta; Magnoliopsida; Brassicales; Brassicaceae.